UAACGAUGCACUAAAUUUUAGCUAAUUAUAAAUAUAUAUAUAGUAUAUAAUAUAUAUCCUAUAUAUUAUGUUCUAAAUGGGUGCAUUUUAUUCCGGCUGCUGUCCUAUUCAUGAAACCGAAGAGAAAGAUUGUAUAUUAAGGACAAGUAUGUCUAGUGGCAGUGAGACAGCAGUUGGUCCUGAGCAGCAGGACGGUAGAUCUGGACCUGAGAAGGAAGGGAAAGUCUGGAGCCGUCAUCAAACCUCCAUCUCCACUACUGAGGGGGAAUCAGAUACUGAAUUACAUGCAUUCAUCAUGAUGAGGAACCAAGUAGAUAAAGAUACUGAGGAAUGGGAGAAGCUGAACUAUGAUAUCCACAGUCUGAGAUGUGCUCAUAGAGAAGUUUGUACACGUUGGAAGAAGAUCUUACUUCAGUUAGGUUACCAGAGGGAGGUCGACUCCUUGCUGACAGUAAACAGACGGACAAUUCUGAGUGACUGGGAGAAUUUGGAGAAGGCCAAAGAACUUCUGCGCAUAGUGUCAGAGGAGACAGGCCUCUUCCCCCGUGGGCUGGGCACUAAUGAAAGAUACCUCUUUGUCAUGGAUCGUCUGGUGUCUUUGGACAGUGCUGUGGACUUUGUGCAUUUGGCCAAAGAGAAAUAUCCGAGAAUAGAGUCUUGAGAUGGAGAGGAACAUUCAGUUUGGUCUUCUGAAUGUAUGGGCGUUUUAUAUAUAUAUAUAUAUAUAUAGAUGGUACAGGGAGACACAGGGGGGUUGAUGACAUAGAGAAAAACUUAUAAUGACUGCCCCCUAGUGUUAUAGUUUGAUUAAGAAGGAUCUUAUUUCUUCACCAUCAUACUGUAUAUAGUAGAUACUUCUUCUGCAAAUACUUUUUUUUUAGCACUAACCUGAUCUAAACUCAUCAAUUUUUUGGCCUGUGGAAGAGAGAAUGAGUAAUGUUUACUUCUGAAAUAUGGAACUUUCUGAUGAGAGCCACUAUUGUAAAUACUUUACAUCCCUUUCAAUCCUCAAAUCACUUUUUUAACAAUCAUUUGAAAUCAUCAGAUGUUAGAUAGAUGCAAAAUACAUAUACACUGUAUUGCAUUGCAACUGCAUUCAUUUAUUAACAUUUGUAUACGAUCAGUCAAUAUAGCUUCAAAUGAAGGUGUUUUUUAUGUCUGAUAUUGGAAUAUAUAGUUAUAUGGAUUUAUUUAGCUAAAUUAGAUAUAGAACCUCAUGGUAAAAUAGCAGGUUUUACUUUGAUCAGUUUGUGUUAAAUGGUUGUCUGGGAAAUUGUAUCUUAAUAGGGUAAAUCUAAUUACCCCAAAUAAUCUGCAAAUGCAUAUAAUUUCUCUGUGUACUUCAUCAAAUUCACCAACAGAGGUCAGCAUCAUCUUUAUUUUAAAUAUACUCCUUGCCAACAGCCCCACCACCACCACCACCACCACCACCACCCAGAAGCAGGCCAAUGUGAGAUCACUAAAUGUCUGAAAUGACAUAUCUCAUGAUGAUGAUUGACCAAAGUGUGUUUCGUAACUCUCUGUUUCAUGGUGGGCAUGAUGCCACAUGUUUCUGUUUUAUGUCCCUCUAUCAGACAAUAAGUGAGUGUGGUCAUAGUUUCAGCUGUGCACAUUGACCUAUAUAUUGUUCUCUCUUGGGCCUGCUCUAAGGGGCCAGGCAGACACAGAUGUGGAAGAGAGAGAGAGAGAGAGAGAGAGAGAGCAGUGUGAGGUGGAGGAGGGGGCUUUAUUAUAAAUCUCCUCCGUCUCCAAGCUUGGCUCUCUUGCAUUGUUGAAGAACACCUUGUUCUAAUUAUGUGUGUAUCUGUUUGUGUGUGAGUGUGUUAUGUGUAUAUGUGGGACAGUGCUGGCUUUGUUCUCAUGUCCCUCUAGCAGUUUGUCUGUGACCAAAGUAAGAACAAUGACUAACUCUCUAAAGUUAACAUCAUCUCAGGGUCUGUCUAUGACAGAUGAUCUGCAUUUAUUCAACUCCUCACAGACAGAGCAAAAUAGGAAAAAUAGUCUCUCAAUAAGAGACUGUAUCCCAGAGUAUGUGAUUGCAUUUCGUAAUGACUAUAAUUACUGAAUGGAGUCCGGUUUCAUGUCAGCUCUACAACUGGUUCAGGCUGAGUGCUAUAGUAAAGCAGGGCACCUGUCCUUUAUUUAUCAAAUACACUCUUGGAUGAGAAACAGACCAAAGUUGUUAUUCACUGAUAAUCUUCCCCUCAAUUGAGCUGUUAACUCAAGUCAGUUAGCUGAAUCAGUCUAAAUAAAUCUGAAUGAAUCAUUCAGACCGGUUUUGUGAAAGUGACAAACUGAUUUAUUUAAAAGAUCCAACUCGGAAAUUGCUACUUUUCUUAUUUCUCCUUUUGUGUUUCACAGAACAAAGAAAGUAAUAUGUAAAUGGUGACAGAAUUGUUUUUUUUGUUUUGUUUUUUUUUGUUGUUGUUUUUUUUUUUGGACGAACUACACCUUUAACUCUCUUACUCUUAACAACCUACCCUCUCAACCCUGCCUCCUUUUUUUUCUUUCUUUUUACUGUUUCCCCAUUUCUCCAACUGUGUUGCUCAAGUUCCUCCUGGCGUAUCUUUUAGUUUCUAGAAAUCUAUCUUUUCUCAGCAGAAAAUCUCCAGUUGCCUAGGUCCUAUCUGAAUGGAUACACACAAACAUAGAAAAGAGGUAGGACCACAAUAGAAACAAAUUGCAAUGUAGAGUCUUAUAAAGUCUAAACUGAGUGUUCGUCUCUGUUUCUUUGGUGCUAGCUUGAUGACAGCAGCAGACCAGCCUGACUGGAAUUAUGCUGCAUUACUAAAUUAUUACAGAAAUGAUAUAGCUCCCACAGUUUUAAUUUCAGAGCAUUUAAAGUUUCACAAUGUAAAAAAAAAAAAAAAAUGGAACUGGCUUUUAUUCAUCCUGAGGUCAUUAAAUUAGACCAAUGCUAUGUACCAUCUGGCCUCUGAUUUUGACAUUAGCCUGCUUGUCACACACCACACCACACCACAGGGCAUGACUAUUGAUGUAAUUUGCUCAAGUGAGUAAUAUAUACUAACUUCCAAACCAUGUAUAUCCUCACUGACUAACUGUGGGAAACCUUAUUUAUUUACAGAAAACCAAAAUGUUCCAUUGCGAACAGAGUUUGUCACUGUGUCAACAUUUCACCACUUAUGAUGCCCAACACCAAAACCAGUGACUUAUUGGUCAAAUAAUGGUGCUAAAACCUGAACUCCAGUCAAAAGCACUAAUAUGUUGUACCAAUAUGCUCCUAUUUAAGUACGUAUUUAAUAAAAUGAGGGGGAGGCGAGAAUGGUUCUCUCAUCAUGAGGAUUCUUAGGGAGUGCAGUCCAUUCUGUCUCUCUGUCUCCCUGCUCUGUUGCCCUAUGAGGUAAAACAUGUCUGGAGCCAGAGAUCUCUCCCAUUGCCCCUGUAAUAUGUACGUGAGAGAUCAGUUUGAGUGGCAUAAUUUUGUCGUUUAAAGAAAAUGAGUAUAAUCUCACAGAAUUGCUUUUCAUUUCAGCAGCCAGCCUGACCAGGAACCAGACAACAAUUUAAACUCUGAUUCAGUCUAUUACAGUAAAGACAUCAUGAAAUCUAGUUAAGGAAAACCUUUGUUAAAAUGUAUUAACACCU
This is a messenger RNA of Myxocyprinus asiaticus (Chinese sucker), 3606 nucleotides long. RefSeq names its product melanoregulin-like. Bases 77 to 661 code for a protein of 194 amino acids. The transcript is spliced from 5 exons. NCBI's taxonomy places the organism in Eukaryota, Metazoa, Chordata, Actinopteri, Cypriniformes, Catostomidae. The record is from RefSeq and is a predicted model, not a curated record. Gene Ontology annotation, biological process: melanocyte differentiation; melanosome transport. Gene Ontology annotation, cellular component: melanosome.